Molecule: messenger RNA, 1776 nt
Organism: Mycena indigotica
Lineage: Eukaryota; Fungi; Basidiomycota; Agaricomycetes; Agaricales; Mycenaceae
Exons: 3
Coding region: 1-1776 (591 amino acids)
Source: RefSeq, a predicted model, not a curated record
AUGGCACACUGGGCUACUGGCGCGGGGGGCUAUAUCCCGCCCCCGCCGGGCGCGGUGUCGGGCGGACAACCCGACCCAGCGAUUCACGCAGCAUUUCCAGGAGCUGGAGGCGGGGGCGGGGCCGGUACUGCGUGGGGUACAGGCGGGUGGCCGCCAGCGACUGGAGGAGGAAGUGGGCACGGGACACCCUGGCCCACACAAGCCCCACCGCUAUAUGGCCCGUCCGCUUCGGGCUCGAGCUGGGCAAAUACGCCCGCCCCCGCCCCAGCGUCUUACCCCGCGUGGGCGACUCCAUAUUCUGGCCAGCCCCCACCAAGCAGCGCACCCGCUUGGGCAAACACACCCGCUCAAGCCCCAGUCAGGCAGGGGUGGGGGCCAGCAGCAGGGCCAGCGCCCGCAGCGGGUGGGAACACAUGGGAAAACGAUCCCUGGGCUGUCCCGACAGCGCCCCCGCCGAUGACUGCGCCAGCUGCAUCGCACGGGUUCAGUGCGACGGCUGCACCGCCACCCGGGCCACCGGGACCGGUAUAUCCUGGAAUGGGCAUGGGCGGGGCGCCGGUGACGCCAGGCUGGGGCGGACAGCCGCUCUACCAGCAGCAGCAUCCAGCGUAUGCGAAUCCACCACGUGAUCCGUACGCGCAUUAUGCUGCAGCACAGUCUCACCACCCCCGGGAGCAGUAUGAGGAGGAAGAGCGUGACCCCGAGGACGAGUAUUAUGACUACGAUGCAGAGGAGCGUGAACGGCAAGAAGCAAGGGCGGCUGCAGCGGCACAUGCAGCGGGGUGGGCUAGGGGGGGACAUACACCGGGCCCACCGCCGGGGCAUGAUCCGUGGGCUGCUGCUUUAGGGGCAGCCGGGCCGAGCACGCCGGCGGGUGGGGCCGCAUGGGCUACACCGGGCUGGGGAGGCGAGGAGAUGAGACGGACACACAGUGCUGGGCACUCUACUGGCCCCGGCCACCGACCAAGAGCCCAUUCAUUCGGCGGAACUUCCCAUUCCCCGCACCCUCAUCCGGCAGCCUGGGCGGCUUAUGCACACUCGGCUGCUGCGGCCGCUGCGGGACAGUUUUCAGAGGAACACCUCGCGAAGCGGCCCUCGACGUGGCGGGCCGACUUCCCCGGGAUUGGUGACGCGAGUAUGAAUGCCACCGCCACACCCUCAUCGUUCUCGCUGUUCCGCCGAAAAUCCCUGUCUUCCGCCGGCGCAGACGAGUGGCACGACCCGCGGAAGCGCGUGCCGUGUGAUCUGCUAAAAUACUCCACAACCACCCGCCAGGGGAAGCUGGCCUACGACAUGCGCGUGUCUCCGGAGCAGACACCGCCCGGUGCGAUGGGGUUCUUCCCGGCCCACCCCGGCGAUAUGAUCCAGCCCGCGGUGCUCCCGCCAGCGCCGAAGAUGCGCCUCGUGUUGGCUCGGUCGCCGUGGUAUGUGGAUGUGAGGCCGUCCAACGGGCAGUGGGUCGCGCUGUUUGAUGUGCUCGCCGCGCUACACGGCCAGCUGGCGAGCCCGAUUGCGAACACGGACUAUUUUAACAAGGCGUUGACGAGGUCGGAGCGGUUGAGGAUUACAGAAGCGUUCAGGGAACGGUGUGAACGCGCGGGCGCAGUGGCGAGGGCUACGGUUGGGGCGGCAGACCCCGAACACGACUUUGCGGGUGCGGAGAUUGCGCGCGGUGUCAAGCGCGUGGAUUACCUCCUGGGCGAGUGCUUCUUCGUCGGGCUGGUAAGACGGGGCGGCGUCUGGGAGGCGAAGUGUCUGCGCGAAAUCGCGCGAUGA